AUGAUGUUCAGUUGCCAUCAAGCAUUUCAUGAUGUUCAAGUUAUAGAAUUGUAUGUGGAGCUUAGUGUUGUGACUUCCACUGGUGGUUUUUCUCAACACCAAAUUAAUAGAAAUGACAACAUUCCACCAGAAAGGCUUUCAAUAGAAUGGAGGGCAUGGGAUAAUCUACAACACAAUUUCAAUUUCAAUUUCACUGCUUCACAACAACCACCAAGCACAUCAACACACCAUAGAACCGAUAACAUUACUAGUCAUGAAAAUGAAUUUGGUGAAUAUGCGAGUUCAAGCGGAGAUGAUCAAGAUGAGGAUAACUACACAGACAAUAGCGAAGCAAGCUUAGAAGAUUACAAUGCGGAAGAUGCUAACAGACAGAGAGACGACGUAGAAAUGACAAUGCCGCCAUAUGAGCCUCCGGCACAUAUGAGGGCACUUGAUUUAGAAGUAAUGUCUGUACUAGAAUUUCUUGAAUACCCUUCACUGUACAUCAACACAUUAAGAGGGGCAAUGGCAGAUGGAGAAUUGCAUGUAGGUAUGCAGUUUCAAAACAAAAAUGAUGUUGUAACAACAAUUAAGAAUUAUUGCUUGCAGAAGUCCGUGGAAUAUAAAGUAAUUGAGUCGGAUCCAACUCGGUAUUAUGGAAGAUGCAAGUCAUAUGGUGAUGGAUGCAGUCAGAGAGUUCGCGUAUCUUAUAGUAAGAGGAAGCAAAUUUGGGAGAUUACAAAAUACAGCGGCCCACACACUUGUACAGCAGUGAUGGUUUCCCAAGAUCAUUCAAAGCUAGAUUCAAACAUGAUUUCCCAUUGUAUACAGGCACUAGUCAAGGAGAAGCCAUCUAUCAACGUCUCUGUUUUGAUAGCGGAGAUCAGGAACCGAUAUGGGUACACACCAACAUAUAAAAAGGUAUGGAUUGCAAAACAAAAAGCGAUUGAAUCUGCAUUUGGUAACUGGGAGGAGUCAUACAAUGAGUUACCGAAAUGGCUAGCAGCAUUACAACAAUUUGUCCCUGGGACAAUAAUCGAUCUCCAGACUCAACCAGCAUAUAAUGGAAAUUACCCGGUACGUGAUACUAAUAUUUUCCAUAGGCUCUUUUGGAGUUUCCCUUCAUGUGUAGAGGCUUUCAAAUAUUGUAAGCCGGUAGUACAGAUAGAUGGUACACAUCUUUAUGGAAAAUAUAAAGGGACUUUGUUGAUGGCAAUUGCACAAGAUGGCAAUAAAAACAUUCUUCCAAUUGCAUUUGCCAUUGUGGAAGGAGAGACGUUAGAUGCAUGGCGUUUCUUCUUAGAGCAUCUACGAGCAGACGUGACACCACAAGAAGGCAUAUGUUUUAUUUCUGACCGUCACCAAUCUAUCAAAGGAGCAUUUAGAGCAAUUGGCCGUCAGAUGAAUCCUCCUCACGCCUAUCAUGUUUAUUGUAUUAGACAUAUAUCUGCGAACUUCAUGCGUCGUUUCAAAAAUAAAGAAAUGCAACGAAUAGUUGUUAACAUUGGGUACUCAAAAACAUCUCAUGAUUUUAACUAUUGGUAUGACGUACUUCGAGACUUUGACAUAGAGGCAACGAGGUGGUUAGAUAACAUACCACGGGAGAAUAUCAACACGCUCAAAUUGCAUCAGGUCAAAUAUUCUCGGAAGUGCUAA
Messenger RNA from Dioscorea cayenensis subsp. rotundata (Guinea yam), 1635 nucleotides. RefSeq lists its product as uncharacterized. The record is from RefSeq and is a predicted model, not a curated record. Lineage: Eukaryota; Viridiplantae; Streptophyta; Magnoliopsida; Dioscoreales; Dioscoreaceae. Bases 1 to 1635 code for a protein of 544 amino acids. The transcript is spliced from 2 exons.